Austrofundulus limnaeus is the source of this 2878-nucleotide messenger RNA. RefSeq names its product 8-oxoguanine DNA glycosylase (gene ogg1). Gene Ontology annotation, cellular component: nucleus. NCBI's taxonomy places the organism in Eukaryota, Metazoa, Chordata, Actinopteri, Cyprinodontiformes, Rivulidae. Gene Ontology annotation, biological process: base-excision repair, AP site formation; nucleotide-excision repair; base-excision repair. The transcript is spliced from 7 exons. The coding region runs from base 229 to 1446 and encodes 405 amino acids. Gene Ontology annotation, molecular function: 8-oxo-7,8-dihydroguanine DNA N-glycosylase activity; damaged DNA binding. The record is from RefSeq and is a predicted model, not a curated record.
ACGCAGUGUGACGUUUUUGUUGUCCAACUUUAAACAAAAAAUAAACUCCGCGAAAGUCAUUUUGUCUCGCCUCGCGUCAGGAAAGUGAAGCUGCAUGUGAUUUCACCAUUCAUGGCUUUCCGUGUUUGUCACACUUAUUACAAUGUCUUUCUAGAGGUUAUAACUCAGUAAAGGCGUGUUUUAAAUGCUGAACAGACCGCGGAGACGUUUUGUAGUUUCAAAACAAGAAUGGUCAAACAUGCGGUGUUGUCUUCAGGAACAAAACUGUGGAGAUCUUUGGCUUGUGCAAAGUCAGAACUGCGCCUGGAUCUCACUCUAGCCUGCGGACAGUCUUUUCGCUGGAAAGAAACCGCAGAAGGACACUGGACUGGAGUGAUGGGAGGAAGAGUGUGGACUCUGACUCAAACGGACGACACUCUUUGGUACUACCUCUACACAAAGCAGAACAAUCAGAGUGGAGGUGAUGUUUCCCUUCAGGACAACAACAAAAGGGCUGACAGAAGGUCUAAAGAUGAUCAGAGGAAGGAUGAGGAGGAGCCACAGGCUGUUAGUAGCCAACAGGACAGUGAGAUGGAGGCAGAGGUGAUGCUGAGAGACUAUUUUCAGCUGCACGUCAAGCUGGGGGAUCUGUACAGAGAGUGGGGGGAAGCAGAUCCACACUUUAAGAAGAUUGCAGACAUUUUCACUGGUGUACGGAUUCUGCGCCAGGACCCCACUGAAUGCUUGUUUUCCUUCAUCUGCACAUCCAACAACCACAUUUCGCGUAUUCAGGGAAUGGUGGAGAGAUUGUGUCAGGCUCUGGGCACGCCACUUGGCCAGCUGGACCAAACCGCCUACUAUGACUUUCCUACCCUCUCUUCACUAGCAGACUGCAGUGUAGAGGCAUGCCUCAGGGACCUCGGCUUUGGUUAUAGAGCUCGGUUCCUUCAGCAGAGUGCAAAGCAGAUUCUGGACUCUCACGGGCUCCAGUGGCUCGAAGGUUUACGCCGAGUCUCGUACCUGGAGGCCCGUGAUGCUCUUCGGACUCUUCCUGGUGUUGGCACUAAGGUGGCAGACUGCGUAUGUUUGAUGUGUCUGGAUAAGCCAGACGCCGUUCCCGUGGACACACACGUGUGGCAGAUUGCUCAACGGGACUACAAGUAUGCUGCCGAUAAAAGACAAAAGAGUCUUACAGAAAAAGUUCACAGAGAUAUUGGAGGUUUCUUUAGAAAACUUUGGGGACCGUAUGCUGGCUGGGCACAUUCUGUGCUAUUCUGCGCUGACCUCAAGAAGUUUCAAAGCCUCAAAGAAAAGGCCUGUUUUAACCAGCUGGAGACAGAGGAAGAAGAGGAGAAGUGCAGUAAGACAGAAAUAAAGAGAGAAUUUGAUGGACGUGGACUAAACAUGAUGUCAGAAAAUCAGAAAAAGGCAAAGAUGUGUGUCAAAGAAGAGAACACUGUAAGAUAAACGAGCUUCUAAUCAGAUCACACUUUUUGUUUAUUUAACUCUAUCAGAGCAUACACUGAAAUGAAAUGUUGGGUGACUUCCCGUUUAAACCUAACAUAAAGCAGUUUAUAAUUGUAAAUUUACAGUUUCUUGUAACAUAACUCAUUGUUUUUAAAUAAUUUAGCAGCUAGAAAUAAAACACUGGAUUAUUGUUUUAUUAUGAGUGAAUAAACAGAUUUUUAAAUGGUAUUUUGUAUUUAGAUGAUAGAUUUUUUUAAUAAAUCAUUUCUAAAACGAGCCUCUAGGUGGCAGCAUUUACCAAAGCAAAAGGACAACAGUGGGUCAUUUGGAACAGGUUUGCCUUUAUAAUAAAUUGUAUUAGUCUCCAAAAUGAAUUGUUCUUCAAGCGUUUUUGCUCAUGUUUUACCAUGUACCAACACUUCAUGCCAUUUUAAUGCACAUGUAAGGAUGCGUUCUUGUGCAUCGGAAUAUUGGAUCAUAAGCAGCCGUUGGACUGAGUGGUUGUGAAGUGUCAAAGUGACUGUAUGUUUAUCUAUAGGCUCUGGCAGAGUGUGUCAGCUGAUCUUUUUAGAGCAGGGACUGCAGUGAUCUGCUGUCAGUGCUUGGGGCUGCUGUGACUGUCUCUGGUCACAACAUGGCCACAUCUCCUGGGGGUGUCUGACGCACUGCUGUCUCUUUUAGAGGAAUGACUGAGCAGGAUUUUAAUUUCUUUUGAAUAUACUGAGAUUAAUUAUUCUUAUUUUUCCCAAAUGUGGCAGCAGCACACAAGGCCAUCCAAUCUUAAUCUGGGCAAUGUUUGCUGACAUGUGAGCCCAUGCAUUAUAUUUGUGGUUGGGUCUGUGCGCGGCUGUCUUCCAUCCGUGGACGUGUUUUAUUUGUGGAACAGAGUGCAGCCAUGUGAGAUAAUGAACAUGUGAAUCAGCUUUCAUCCCAGUGAAGCUAAACGGAAGCUGGGGCCCAGCUUCAGGGCAGAGUCACCGUGAAGGAAGGAAAGCGAGAUAUAAAAAUAGACAAAAGAGAAAAUAAAAAGAGAACGAGGGAUGGGUCUGCAGGAGGCAGAAACAAGAAUAACAGCAAACACACAAAGAAGAGUGAAACACAAGUGGCUUGUGAGUAAUGUAAAAGAUGAGUUUCCACCCUUGGGCUUGUUUCAGUCGAAAGGAUGUCUCAAUGUGGAAACUUCACUAAAAUAAGAGUGUUGUUACAUGUAACAGGCACUGGUGGCGCUCUGCCUUUGGAACUUCUGGUUGAUGACAGCUUGAUGAGGCAGUUCUGUGGUGGCCAACCUAAAAUUGAAAGGAUUCCUUUAAAAAUGGGUCGAAUGUAAAAAUUCACAUUUCACAACUUCUUUUUAAUUCAUUGUGUAGUAAGAUUUGUUGAAAGUCUCUGUUUUCUAAUUUAUCUAUCAUAAUUAAAUACCAAUAACACUUUC